AGUUGACAUUUCUGGUUAUUUGCGGCUUUUUUUGUUGUGGACGAGAAGCGAGGACGAUUCAUGUUUGAAGCCCGAGCUCUAUCAUUGUUGUUGCUCAUUGUACUCGUCACAUUAACAUCGAUACGGCGUGUGCGUGAUAUGGAGCUGACGCAGGAGCUCGUGAAGAAGAAAAUCGAGUUGCUAGAGCAGCAGAAAGCCAAGUCGACUAAGCUGAAUGAACUCCUCGAUGCACCUGGCGGAUUCAACGAGGUCUCUCGUAAGACGUGCAAGAACUUGGAGGCAGCCAUCACAGCAUCCAAGCGGCCAGGAUACUUUGCGUACUAUGAGCAACCUCAACACGUCAAGAACAUCCUGCGUAGUGGAGAGGUGCAACGAUUGCAAGAACAAAUCUUACACCUCCAAAAGCAGAUCGAUCAGCUCACUGAAAAGAUUGAGAAGAGUGCCGAGGGUCAAGACGUAGGGUACACUGACACCACGAUCACCAGUUUGAAGCAUUGGCUUGCAACCUACGGCAUGCCAAAGCAGCAAUCAACCUCCGACCUGUUCACCGUCUUCACUCCAGACAGGAAGGUCUACGGUGGAACGACGCAUUACUCCGCUUUCCGCAGCCAGUCUAGCACUAUGAAGAAGGGCCGCCUAACCAAGUGAUGAACAACACUAAACGAAGGAUGAAUAACUAGAACGGGAACUACGUGUUGAACCUUAAAAUCCCUCGAAUAAAGAGAGCUACAGCUCAUUUCAGAUGUGUACACGAGACACUUAGAAAGUCGAGUACUUGCCGAGCUUCUCCACGUCACGGAAGUCCUCGCCGGCGUAGCGAGCCUUGUUGCCAAGCUCCUCCUCAAUACGCAGAAGCUGGUUGUACUUCGCAAGAC
Molecule: messenger RNA, 875 nt
Organism: Phytophthora nicotianae INRA-310
Lineage: Eukaryota; Oomycota; Peronosporomycetes; Peronosporales; Peronosporaceae
Exons: 2
Coding region: 61-648 (195 amino acids)
Source: RefSeq, a predicted model, not a curated record